AGAGCCGGCGGGGCUAUGGCUGCGGAGGAGGUGCUGCAGGGCGCGGACCACUACAAGAGCGAGAUCGAGCGGCUGACCCGGGAGCUCUCCGAGACGACCCACGAGAAGAUCCAGGCGGCGGAAUAUGGGCUGGUGGUGCUGGAGGAGAAGCUCACCCUCAAGCAGCAGUACGACGAGCUGGAGGCGGAGUAUGACGGCCUCAAGCAGGAGCUGGAGCAGCUGAAGGAGGCAUUUGGACAGUCUUUCUCGAUUCACCGCAAAGUGGCUGAAGAUGGAGAAACACGAGAAGAGACUCUCCUCCAGGAAUCUGCAUCAAAAGAAGCUUAUUACCUGGGGAAGAUUUUGGAGAUGCAGAAUGAGCUGAAGCAGAGCAAGGCGGUGGUCACCAAUGUUCAGGCAGAGAAUGAGAGACUCACUGCUAUCGUCCAAGACUUGAAAGAGAAUAACGAGAUGGUGGAACUGCAGAGGAUACGAAUGAAGGACGAAAUCCGAGAGUACAAGUUUCGAGAGGCGAGGCUCCUGCAGGACUACACCGAACUUGAAGAAGAAAAUAUCACUCUGCAGAAGCUGGUAUCCACGCUGAAACAGAACCAAGUUGAAUAUGAAGGCUUAAAGCAUGAGAUUAAACGAUUUGAGGAGGAGACAGUGUUGCUUAAUAGUCAGCUAGAAGAUGCCAUCCGGCUGAAGGAGAUUGCUGAGCAUCAGCUGGAGGAAGCUCUGGAAACUUUAAAAAAUGAAAGGGAGCAAAAGAACAAUCUGAGAAAGGAACUCUCCCAGUACAUCAACCUCAAUGAUAGUAUGUAUAAUAACCAUAUUAAUAUAUCAGUAGAUGGAUUAAAGUUUGCAGAAGAUACAAGUGAGCCCAACAACGAUGACAAAAUGAAUGGACAUAUCCAUGGGUCUCUUGUGAAACUUAACGGUGACUACCGAACUCCCACGAGUAGGAAAGGAGAAUCUCUGCACCCCGUCUCUGACCUCUUCAGUGAGCUCAACAUAUCAGAAAUACAGAAACUGAAGCAGCAACUCAUGCAGGUGGAAAGAGAAAAGGCCAUUCUCCUGGCCAACCUGCAGGAAUCUCAGACGCAGCUGGAGCACACCAAAGGAGCCCUGACUGAACAACAUGAGCGAGUCCACAGGCUCACAGAGCACGUCAACGCCAUGAGGGGCUUGCAGAGCAACAAGGAGAUGAAAACGGAGCAUGACUGUGAGAAGGGGCGAGACCCCAGUGAGGAAGCACAUGACUACGAAGUGGACAUCAAUGGUUUGGAGAUCCUAGAAUGUAAAUACAAAGUAGCUGUUACGGAAGUGAUAGACCUUAAAGCAGAAAUCAAAGCCUUAAAGGAGAAAUAUAAUAACUAUGUGGAAAACUACACUGAAGAGAAGGCCAAGUAUGAGAGCAGAAUCCAGACUUACAAUGAACAGGUGACAAGCCUAGAGAAGUCAACCAAGGAAAGCCAGGAAAAGAUGGUCCACAUGGAAAAGGAGUUGCAAAGGAUGACAAGCAUAGCGAAUGAAAACCACAAUACCCUCAACACCGCCCAGGACGAGCUGGUGACGUUUAGCGAGGAGCUGGCUCAGCUGUACCAUCAUGUCUGCCUGUGCAACAACGAGACACCUAACAGGGUCAUGUUGGACUAUUACAGGCAGAGCAGAGUUACCCGCAGUGGCAGCCUGAAAGGCCCGGAUGACCCACGGGGUCUCCUUUCCCCGCGGCUUGCCAGAAGGGGAAUGGCAUCGCCUGUGGAAGCCAGGACUCCGACCGAGCAGGUGACAAAAGAGGCCGCAGAGCCUGGCAAGGAGCAGAGCCCAACAAAAACACCUACAAUUUCCCCUGUCAUCACUGCCCCUCCUUCCUCCCCAGUCUCCGACAGCAGCGACAUUCGCAAAGAGCCGAUGAACAUCUACAACCUCAACGCCAUAAUAAGGGACCAAAUCAAGCAUUUGCAGAAAGCUGUAGAUCGGUCACUGCAGCUGUCGCGCCAACGUGCUGCGGCCCGGGAGCUGGCGCCCAUGAUUGAUAAAGACAAGGAGGCCUUAAUGGAAGAGAUUCUGAAACUGAAAUCCCUCCUUAGUACAAAGCGGGAGCAGAUAGCAACCCUGAGAGCAGUGCUGAAAGCCAACAAGCAGACAGCUGAAGUGGCGUUAGCCAAUCUGAAGAAUAAAUACGAAAAUGAAAAAGCUAUGGUGACUGAAACCAUGACCAAACUACGAAAUGAACUGAAGGCUUUGAAGGAGGAUGCGGCAACCUUCUCAUCCUUGAGAGCAAUGUUUGCAACCAGGUGUGAUGAGUACGUCACACAGCUGGAUGAGAUGCAAAGGCAGCUGGCAGCUGCAGAGGAUGAGAAGAAGACCCUAAACUCUCUAUUGCGCAUGGCUAUCCAGCAAAAACUUGCCCUUACCCAACGAUUGGAGGAUUUAGAGUUCGACCAUGAGCAGUCCCGACGCAGCAAAGGCAAGCUUGGAAAGAGCAAGAUCGGCAGCCCUAAAGUAAGUGAGGAGGCAUCAGCCACCGUGCCAACCAUAGACACUUUCCUCCUGCAUAGUCAGGGCCCACAGCAACCAAACUUACUGGUCAGCAGUGGCACUCAGAGGAAAAGACUAUUCUCACCUUCCCUUUGUGAUCAGAGCCAUCCCAGGACUUCAGGGACCUACCUCCAGAAAUUAUUAAGAGCCCCCCCUCAUCCCGCCUCCACAGAAUCAUAUCUUCUGAGGGGUCCCCCUUCCAUGAGUGAAUUCAUCCAUGGGCACCGUCUCAGCAAGGAAAAAAGGUUAACCGUGGCCACACCAGAUUGUCAGCAGCCUGCUGCCUCCAUACCGCCACACGGCUCACAACUAGCCAGGGGGCCAGAUUGCCAGAAUGUCAGUCCUAGUGCUCUUCCAGAAGAGCAGCCACAUUCCAGCUCUCAGUGUGCCCCUCUCAACUGUCUCUCUAAGCCUCCUCCUUACCCCUAAUCUUCAUAUGCAACGUAAGAGAAAACGCAAACAGAGUGGAGUUCAUGCAACAAAGGUUCGGGUUGUUCCCAGCGAGCGGGUAGACAAUCCUGCCUUGUUGCCGCAUCGAUAAGUCUGGAUUCAUAUCCACUGCUCUGGCAACUGAGGGAAGGUUGAGAAGAAGAACACAAAGCACAGAGCCCAACCUAUCGAGAAGACUUUUUAUGGUUCCUCUGAUUGUAUUCAAACUUUACUAUCACAACUAAAGUGUAGUGAAAUUUAAUAUCUCAACAGAAAUGUUCCUCCCAGCUGCUUGGCUUUACCUCCGAAAUAAUGAGAGACUUAAGCCAGUAUUAAUAAAGUAUGUUGCUAAGCCCUACCCUCAUAACUUCUGAGUUCAGCCAUAGGAACCAGUUCACAUUUUCUUUUGUCAUUAAGGGUGUGAUAUUUCCUUCUUACUUUAUUUGCACCAUAAUUUUAUGUUUGUAAAAUGCGGUCUUUUUCGCAAGAGUUGUAUUUAAUUCAUUUUUUUUUUAAACAAGCAGAAAUAGCUGAAGUGAAGAAUGACUGUGUUAAUAUUAAAGAGAUGCUUGUUGUAUUGGCCAGCACACGGCCAAUUUUUAUUGCACAAAAAUGUUGGCAGUGGGUUGAAUUGAAAUGUUAACGAUGACUGUGUAUUUUGCUGCUGCACUGAUACUGUUUAUGCACUUGUUUUUUAAUUCCUAUUUCAUUAGCUUCUGGUUUUGUUUGGGCUUUUCACUGGAAGAUUAUUAUUUAGCUUAAGAAGGAGAUGAGAGGACGAUGUAUUGGUUUGUUUUCUGUUUUGCUGCAUUGUAAUUCUAUUUUUGCAUUUCAGACAAGUAGAUGAAUUGGUGCUGUUUUUUGGGGUUACUUUCUAUUUGGUAUCUGAGAAAAAAAAAAUCUAAAACAAGUAUAAUGUUGUGUGCUAAUUAAAAACAUUCUUUCUUCCUGCUCCCAUAUUCAGGAUACUAGCUUGAGGCCUUACCCUGAAAGACUACUAUGAAUGGUGAAGUUGCAAGUAUUCUUUGUGAAAUAUUCUAAGGUGAAAUAACUCCUGCAGGUAGGCUUAACGGUGUGGAUCAAAGCUAGCAGGACUUUAGUGCAUUUUUUCCUUGCCAAAAAUCAACAAAUACAGAACCUUAGCUCAUGUCAGUUUAUGACAAAUACUCAGGUGAUCUACACUACACAGACUCUAUUGCAACAGUGCACAGUGCUCCUAGUUAAAGAUUCUUUCCUGUAAAAGCUGAAUAAUCUGAUGGGUUGUUAAUGUUUCUCUUUAUUUAUUUAUUUUUUUAAUAGCAAGUUUCAGAACAAAAUCAAGGAUAGCAAAAUUUACUUUGCACAGUACCUGACAGUAAGGUAAGCUGCUAAGGUGUAAUGGUUCAGCAUCUCUGGGCUUCUCAUCUAGUCCUCAUAUAGGAGGAGUCUUCAGUGCUGCCUGCUUGUUGGUAAUUAGCAGUUCUUGCUCUGUCAGGUGGCCUUAAUUUAUUUACAGAACAAAGGCUUAGAUAUUUCCACGUCUUUAUUCCUUAUCUGCAGUAUAAGUAUGAUUUACAAGUGGGAAACGCAGCGCAGCCUAAGGCACAGAGCAGCUGGACAAAACUUGCUGCAGAUAUGGUUGGAAUUAUUUUUUCAUAUUCUGCCCGAGUCUGAGAAAAUGAGCUCGGGCUUCUGUUAGAAAGAGUGCUUACCAAAUGUUAUGAUACACAAAAUGUCAGCAGAGGAAAGAAUCAGCGACCAAUCAGUGUGCCUAAUAAUUAUUAUUUCCAUGGUACCAGAAAUGAAGGUGCUGUAAAUAGAAAUAUUCUCUGUAAUCAACGGUGUGUGUCACUUGUAGCCUUGGCAAAGCAGCUGAGCUAUUGUAACAAAACAUUCAGAGUCAAAGGUGAAGAAAAUAGGAACAAACUGACAUCAAAUUCUGAUCAGAUUGAACAGACAACUCUUGGCAAUGUUCUGCUUAGGUUUAUCAUGUAGUUCACGUGGUUCUUCUUGUAUACAUUUACAUAACUAUUUAGUGUCAUACUUAACCUACAUGUUGUCUUGUCAGAGAAAAGUCAAAUAAAACUCAUUCAGCUCAAUCAUAUUGUUUGAUAUGAAUAUUAGCUGCUAUUUUAAUUUUUACUAAAAUGCAAACAACAACAAAACCAUUUUUGUUGGAGGCAAAUGAUGCCUCACAUGAGCACCUCACAAUUCCUGACCUUGCAGACUGGUGUAGAGUGUAGUUAUCUUCUGAAACAGUGCUGAUGCCUUUGACCAAUAAGGACGGCUAUUGUUGAUGGUUAAGCAGAAAAAGAAUUUGCGUUGCACAUUGAAUAGAGUUAUUGCAGGCUGUACUUGGAAUAGAUUCUCCUAUUUUCAUAUCCAAAUCAAACAUAUUCCCUGAAUUUUAGUUAAAAAGGAAUUCAGUGAAAUGCAUUUCUAUUCUAUAUAGAUAUGAAUAUAUUGGAAAAAAAUGUUGUAGUGGAAUGUUUGUUUGGUAAUGUAUUUGUUUCCAAUUGUGAUUUGCAGAGCAACUUUGGGAAAUUGAAACAUACCGGUAUGUCCAUGUCGAUUAAGAGUUAUGAAACAGCAUUCAAUGGUAUAGAAAUUGUGGCCCUGUUUUAUAGAACUAAGUGGGUUUAUUAAAUUUUUUAUCCUCUUAAGCUUUAAAUUCUUCAUUUCUAAGUUUUCAAUUUACAUUUUUUAAUAUGGAAUAAAGCAAGUAAAUGUUGGAAAUUUAAGAGAUCUAGAAACAAACCAAUUUAAAUGUACAAAUGGCUGUAGUUAUUGCAUUGUAAGUUAUAAAACUGUGUAGGUCCCCAGGGACAACUUUUGUCAGUUAACCAGUUAACAAAAUAAAAUGCAUAUCUUGAACUUGAGAUGAUAAACUCUUCUUUUUUUUUUUUUUUACGUAGUGGUUGAUAGCAUGCAACUUUGUGAACCAUUUUGUAGGAAAUAUUUACAUACAGACAAAACAGAGUAAACAGAGUUUUGAGUUUAAAAAUAUACUUUCCUUGCCCAUUAAAAUUGACUGAUGGUGGGGUGUUACCUAUUCUGAUGUUUAAAGAGUAAGUAAAAAGGAUACGUAUGUUUUCCAGUGGUUGGUUGAGCGUGCUCAGAAAUGCUGAAACGUGUCCUGCAUGGGAAGGAAGGAAUUCAAAUUCCGCUCUGAUUUUCGUCUCUGAAAUGAAGUUCUUGUUCUCUGUGAUGGCUUUGAAGUUUGUUUGGAUUUGAAACAGCAGUUUUGUUUCUGCUUUAGUGAAACUUAAGUUUUCAUUGUUCAGAGAAAUGGUACAAUUCUGGAAAUCCGGUUUAUAGGGUAUGUGUAGAAAUGAAAAAAAAAAGGGGGGGAGGGGAUGGGAGAUAAAUAAAUAUAAAUUGUAAGAUGUAAUAGUAUGGAAAAUAUAUUUUCUAUCAGAAGGUUAAUGGAGGCUUUUACAUGUUUUACAGGAAGAGGAACUAUUAUAAUUUCUCAUGCUGAUUGUGUGGAGGUUUCUGGCUUCUAAGUGGAGGCAGUAGUGGUAUUCUUUCUGAUCGAUCUGAUUGACAGGUUGGCACCUCUGUGCUUGCUCCAUCCACAUUUUUCAUAGUAAAUGAGCGUAAGCAUAGCUAUACAAUAGGUUUCAUACAUUGAACUGUAAUUAACAUAACGCUGCAAGUUUUAAUGCCAAGUUGACCUUCGAUUUAUUUCUGAUUAGAAAAGAUUGUUAACAUGUUUAAGCCAUUUAUCAUAUUUAAGUGUUAACAAAAAGAUUGUUAUGAAAUAUAACCUUACUUAGGAAAUGCGACCUCGCCUGUGGAGGCUGCUCAUGCUAGGUGUGUUGCAAAUACUGAAGUACAGCUGUUUGUAAAGCACAGCCCAGUUCCCAUCGCAUCGCUAAAGACACCUGCAGGUCUGGGCCCUUAUUUUGAUACCAACCUUACUGUUCACCGUACAGUGCCAAUGACAAGAGUUGUGCUGCCAUAGCUGGAUUGACCACCAUGGUCAUCAUCAUCAGAUGUAGAUUACAUGAGCCCUUCUGAGGUCUGUUUCCCUGCUUUGAUGGAAAAUGUCCAUCCACCUAGGAUAUAGGAAAUCUGUGUUUGAAAAUGGCAGGCACUGAUGUUCUACCUUUGAAGUAUGAUACUUACUGUUGAUACCUCUUUAAAAAUUCCAAUCACUUUUCUUCAGUUUUCCUUUGCUGUGUGUGGAAUGAGUCUGAAAGGAAAAUCCAGCAUUCAGGCUUUUCUAACUAUUAAAGAUUUUUUUUUUUUAAGUAUAAUUAAGCAUUCUAUGGAAAAGAAAAAAGAAAAAAAGCAAUUGCCUUUCAUCUUCAGGCACAAAUGCAUCUAAAUAUGCAAUAUAAAAUAUGUGCUUGAGAUUCUUAGCAUCAUGUAGCUUUUCCAUAUCCAUAAUUAAGCCAGAAAAUUCUUAUUUCUUCUCUGAUCUACAUACUCCUCAUGUUAAAAAGGUAAGGGGGCUAUCACUAAGACUUUAUAUUUCAUUCUGAGGUAUAUGUCUUAAAUCCAUAUUGGAUCUGUAUGGGAACUGCUCAGUCACAGCCCGAACCAGUGAUUCAGCACCUGGUGAGGGGACACAGCCAGCCCUGGGAACACAGGUGGAAGAAGUUCACCUGUGUGACUGGAAGGGUUGAAGCCUGACUCUAUCCCUUCCUAACCUCAUUUAAGGGCUGGCUGCCACCAGGGAAGGAUCUCUGCUUGGAGAUUCCUUCUCUUGGAGUAGUUGGCAAGUCCUGAUUCUUGGGAUGGGUUAGCAAAUCUUUCUUUCUUUGGAUUGCAACCAUUGUUCUUUUUGGGGCAAUUUAGACCUGCUUAUCUGCUAUUACUUUUCCCUACAGGAUUUUAAUCUAUUUCCUGUGGAGUUCUUCGGAAGACCCUUUAUGAAAUCUAAUAAAAACCAAGUGACAAAUGAACAAAAAAUAAAGGAAAAAAUCUGAUGUUCUGUGACUGAUGUCAACAUGCAGGCAGACUCUGCAUGAUAGGGCCCUGUGUUUCAGAAAUGUCUUUCCAUGAAGCUCCAUAUCCGUUUUGGUUUAUCAUUACUUGCUGUUAAAGAAAUAGUAGAGUAUGUUUUUUUCCUCAUCAUUUGUAAAUGAAAUUAUGUAGUGACUUGAUUUGAAGAACACUUUGGAAAUGAAUGAAAAUGAUGGAUAAAAAUUUUUAGUAGACUAAUUUGAUAGCUGAAUUGUUAUUCAAUCAGAUGUGAAUAAGAAAUAAGAGUUAUCUAGCUUGUUGGUAUUUGGUUUUUUUUUUUUUUUCCUGUUCACUGGUAUGGCUGUGUGUGCUAUGCCAGUGGAUAAACUAAGUCUGUCUUAUUAGUUAUUGCCCCAUUGGUUUUCAGCCCUAUGGUUUGACUGUUAAAGGGUUAAUUAACUUGAUCCUUUGUAAACAACUUAAAAAAACGAAAACUGAUGUUUUGUGACUUUUGUAAUCUAUUGAAUGUUAUCAUUUGCAUGAUGUUCUGUAUCUACUCCAUACAGAUUGCUGUGUUCCUUUCACAAGAGUUUUAAUAUUGGUGGAGUUUGUGACAAACACAAAUUUGUAUUCUGUAUGUUUACUGCUGUAAUAACUCAGCUACUACUACAUUGAAUUGACGUUAUGUUGUCCUGCCUUCUUGGGGUUAAACGAUGGAGUGCUUCUAGAUGGUGAAGAAUAUAAAAGUAUGUAUGUUCAUUUGCUGAAGACUGAAUAUUGGAAACUCUUCUUGUUGCUACUUUUUGCUAAAAGCAGAAAAAAAAAAACUAGUUAAAUAAUCCUUGUUUCUGAAAAUGCAUCAGUUGUUUUUGAAAAUUGAAGUAAUUCCCAUGUAAUUCCUUGUAGACAAUCCUAGAUUAAUGCCUUGUGAAGGAUUCAUAAAGUCUGUGCUUGUACAUGUGUAAUAUGAUCAUGCAGUCAAAUGGUUGGGAAAAACACUCUAGUGCUGAAGAAAAUAAUUAAAAGAAGCCAGUAUACUGAUUCCUACAUCUUUAUGUUCCAAUUAAAAUUACAGUGUAAUGCAUAACUCUUCCAGUGAAUAAACUGGCCAUUUUUGUUCAUUUAA
Molecule: messenger RNA, 8971 nt
Organism: Gallus gallus (chicken)
Lineage: Eukaryota; Metazoa; Chordata; Aves; Galliformes; Phasianidae
Gene: BICD1
Product: BICD cargo adaptor 1
Exons: 10
Coding region: 16-2952 (978 amino acids)
Biological process (GO): microtubule anchoring at microtubule organizing center; regulation of microtubule cytoskeleton organization; protein localization to organelle
Cellular component (GO): Golgi apparatus; cytosol
Molecular function (GO): dynein intermediate chain binding; dynactin binding; cytoskeletal adaptor activity
Source: RefSeq, a predicted model, not a curated record